Poeciliopsis prolifica (blackstripe livebearer) is the source of this 1735-nucleotide messenger RNA. Its product is annotated as jun dimerization protein 2-like. Gene Ontology annotation, molecular function: RNA polymerase II cis-regulatory region sequence-specific DNA binding; DNA-binding transcription factor activity, RNA polymerase II-specific. Gene Ontology annotation, biological process: regulation of transcription by RNA polymerase II. Gene Ontology annotation, cellular component: nucleus. Lineage: Eukaryota; Metazoa; Chordata; Actinopteri; Cyprinodontiformes; Poeciliidae. Bases 457 to 948 code for a protein of 163 amino acids. The transcript has 5 exons. The record is from RefSeq and is a predicted model, not a curated record.
GCGCGCAGCCACCUUUUUUCUCUUGAGUUGGUUCAAUAUUUGCAUAUUGUUUUUCAUACUUUCUUUCCACCACGUCGUAAGGGAUUUCUAACACUUGUUAGUUUAGCUUGACGGUGAGGGCUUGUGCGACAUUAUUGCUGAGUUAUUUGCACAUAUUUCGGGGCGGUUUCUUACUCAUUUUUAGCGAGAAAAGUGCUCGGCUUUUGAACGGCUGUAAAGUUUUCCGUCCGCCGCUGCCACAAACGGAGCCGUUAGGGACGUUGUUGUUCCAACUGUUGUGGCAACUGUCGUGUUUCCAGCUCGAUAUCUGGCCUCGGUCUGGAGAUAUUUUCAUCUUCCAUCAUCCGUAAUGUCCGUCAGCCUGUUGAAGACGGUUAUGGCGUCCAAACACGGUUCAUCAUUGACAGAAGACGACUGACAAGUUCCCUCUGACGACGGCUUUUGGCCGGGUUGGACAUGAUGCCAGGACAGAUACCUGACCCUUCGCUGGCGGCAGGCUCCCUGCCCAGCCUCGGCCCGCUGGCGGGCAUCUCGGCCACCACCCUCACCGACCAGCUGAAGCUGGCAGACUUCCACCAGCUGGGCACCAUGCUGUCGCCACUGCAUUUCCUGGGGAGGCUGGGGAAGAGGCCACUGGCCAUCAAGACGGAGAUGGACGAAGAUGAAGAAAGACGGAAACGAAGACGAGAGAAAAACAAAGUAGCGGCAGCGAGGUGCCGAAACAAAAAGAAGGAACGCACCGACUUCCUCCAAAGGGAAUCAGAGCGUCUGGAAACGGUGAACUCGGAGCUGAAGGCCCAGAUCGAGGAGCUCCGUCUGGAGAGGCAGCAGCUAAUGGUGAUGCUCAACCUCCACCGGCCCACCUGCAUUGUGCGGACCGACAGUGUGAAGACACCCGAGGGCGAGGCCAACCCGCUGCUGGAGCAGCUGUCCGCCGAAACCAAGUGAGAAGAGCGGACUCAAAGUCCUGCAGGCUGAACUUUGACUGCCGAGGCAGACAUCUGAACAACAACAAUAAAAACCCACAUACCUGGCAAAAUUAUUCUGAAUGAGCACCUGAGCUCCAGGGUGGAGACUUUUGCCCAAAGAUCGGAGAAUGUGGGGCUUCCUCAGUACUGCGACGUGGAGCUGGCUCUGUCCAUUGGGAGACUGGAAACACCCACUGUGCCUGUCAUCCAUCUUUUCCUUAAAGGGACCAAUGGAAGUAGACGAUCUGGCUGGAGAAAGCCCAGAGGAUUGACACUAACAGCAACAUGGUGCUUUGUUACCAAAGAACUGCGUAGAUUGACUUAGGAGAUCUGCAGUCUUCCUACGUAUUCUAGUCAUAUUACACAGGUGUAGAGCUUUUAGGUUACAGCACCCAGUACAAAAAUACACCAGUGGGAGAACAGUUGUUUUUUGUAUUUAGUAUUUUAAACCCUGCCUUGACGAUGGCAGGUACCGGUUGAUCCGAUUAGUGGUGGCGCUGGCGUCAUGAGAAGCACAUAUUCACAAAUUGUUUACACACUUAUUUUUUAGACUUGAGUUUUCAUCAUUGUACUUGUUUUAUAUGGCUUUGUAUACAUGAAACAUACAAAAAUGCUUUGUUAAUCACUUGAGGUGAUUUUUGUCUUUUUUUUCCAUCUUUCCUAAUCUGUCAGACAGCUGCAAAAAGAAGCUGAGUGUCUGCAUCUGUAUCUGUGUAUGAACCUGCAUAUCCUGAAAAGAUUAAAGUUUAUUUUCUAACGAAGACGGA